Molecule: messenger RNA, 2061 nt
Organism: Physella acuta
Lineage: Eukaryota; Metazoa; Mollusca; Gastropoda; Physidae
Product: beta-galactosidase-1-like protein 2
Biological process (GO): carbohydrate metabolic process
Molecular function (GO): beta-galactosidase activity
Source: RefSeq, a predicted model, not a curated record
ACAAAUUGCAACUGCCUUUUACCUAAGUACAAGGCCUACUACAUCAAUUCAAGUUUUGGAAUCAGGCUUCUAAAUCUCGGUGGCUCCAAACGUGUUGAAACUAUUCCUAUACCGACAGUGUUGAAACCAUUCCUAUACCGACAGUGCUAAAAUAGGAAUGGCGGCCUUGUCGUUCAAAAGACGAGAAUUUCUCUUGGAUGGUCAGCCAUUUCGGAUCUUCAGUGGAGCGAUCCAUUACUUCCGGGUCGUGCCUGAGUACUGGCAGGACCGGCUAGAGAAGGCGAGGGCGUGCGGCCUCAACACUGUGGAGACCUACGUGCCCUGGAACCUACACGAACCAAAGCCUGGACAUUUUCAACAUGACGGCAUCCUUGACCUUCGCAAGUUCAUCAAAAUGGCGGCAGACUUGGGUUUGUUCGUCAUCUUUAGACCAGGGCCGUACAUCUGUUCUGAGUGGGACUUUGGGGGUCUCCCCUCGUGGCUGUUGGCUGACCCCCAAAUGAGGGUCAGGUCAAACUACCCUGGGUACCAACGGGCAGUAGAAAGGUACUUUGGCUGGCUGCUGCCCCACAUUGCUGACCUGCAGUACUCACGCGGCGGACCAAUCAUCGCUGUCCAGGUUGAAAACGAGUACGGCUCGUUCAGCGAUGACCCCGCCCAUCUCGAGUUCAUCAAGGACAUCCUGCUGACCAAUCAGAUCACAGAGCUUCUCGUCACUUCCGACAACGAGUCAGCUUCCAAAACCGCGCCAUUCCUAAACGGCGUACUUCCCACAGCUAACGGCCAAACGGUUGAAGAGGUCAAGGCCAGUUUCGAUAGGAUAGCAGAGACCAGCCCCGAGUACCCGCUGAUGGUGAUGGAGUUUUGGACGGGCUGGUUCGACCACUGGGGGUACCCCCACGAGACCAGGGGCGUGGAUGUGGUGGAGAGGACCCUCCGCUACGUCCUACAGCACGACGCCAGCGUCAACUUCUACAUGUUCCACGGCGGCACCAACUUCGGCUUCACGGCAGGGGCCUUAAAUCUGUCCAGGUACAAGCCUGACGUCACCAGCUACGACUAUGACGCGCCUCUGUCCGAGGAUGGUCAGAUGACUGACAAGUCUAGAAAGAUCAAAGAGAUUGUUGAAGAGGAACUGGGGAAACUUGGCUUAAAGAAUGGCGCCAGUCUUCCUGUUGAUCAGAACAACAGGGCCACGAAACCUGUGAGGAUUAGAUUUAAUCACGUGAUGAAUUGGUCAAACCUGACGGCGGCCGUCACCAAGACAACUAGCUCCGCCCACCCACAGUACAUGGAGACGUACACGUACGGCACACAUGACGUGCAGUCGUUCGGGUACAUCGUGUACAGGAAAGUUCUAGAACACACGCCCCGGGGGAGGCUGGCACUGCCUGGGGUUGUCAGGGACCGGGCAACUGUCCUGGUCAACGGUGACCCCGUGGGUCAGGUCACGUGGGACAGCGAGGACCCGAGCGUGGAGCUGGACAAGACCGACCCAGACCAGGUGGACAGUGUCCUGGAUGUGGUGGUAGAGAACCUCGGCCGCGUCAACUACACCACCAAGGACAACCAGGCCAUGCUCAACUCGCAGAGAAAAGGAAUCAGCGGCGAGAUUCGACUGGACGGUACGGCACUCAGCAACUGGAAAGUUUUAGCUCUCGACUUUAACUCGGAGUUUACUAGCACCAUCCAAGAGUCCACGAGUUGGGAAGAUGUACUAGAGGCUGGUGUGGUCAAGGGUCCAGCUUUGUUCAAAGCGACAUUUUUUCUGGAGGAGCAGCCAAAAGAUUAUUUUAUUCAGACUGUCGGGUGGAAGAAAGGGAUCAUUUUAGUCAACGGGUUUAACAUAGGUCGCUAUUGGAGCGUGGGACCACAGAAGACUUUGUACGUGCCGGGUCCGCUGCUUAGGGCAGGGGAGAAUGUGGUGGUGGUGUUUGAGGAAGAUGGCGGCACAGGGGAGAUGACUCUAGGCACAGAACCUUGUCUCGGUUAACUCCGUCAUCACGCAACUAGAGUUAUGUACCUUUGUUUACUUGUGUGAAUAAAUGCCUUUAUUCUUUA